AACCAUACCUCCCCAGAUUUCCCACACCCCGGUUUUGCGUAUCAAAUCUGUCAUUCAAUUGGAGAUUGCCGGGCUAAAUAUCAAUUAGGCAGUUAUUGUCACGCUUCAGGCGGUCUGCAUGCUUUUGCGGAUGACAUAGAAAUCCAUCAAGGAGCACAAUCCCUCAAGGAAUAUCUGUUUGGCUCGCAUACUAUCAGAAUCUUCUUUUGCGGAACCUGUGGUGCCAAUGUGUACAACAGAUCAGUGAACCCCAAGUUCAUCUAUGGCAAGUGUGCUAUCAAUGUAAGUCAAACCUUGUGCUGGAUGACCAUCACCCCCGUCUGUAUGCGCCUACUGCAGGGAAUUGACUUAGAAGCGAUACAAGUCACUAAGCGUGAUGGGAAGGAUUUUUGUCCGCCCCCUUUGGAAGGGAAUCCACUUUAG
Molecule: messenger RNA, 423 nt
Organism: Penicillium daleae
Lineage: Eukaryota; Fungi; Ascomycota; Eurotiomycetes; Eurotiales; Aspergillaceae
Exons: 3
Source: RefSeq, a predicted model, not a curated record